Messenger RNA from Micropterus dolomieu (smallmouth bass), 714 nucleotides. RefSeq names its product defender against cell death 1 (gene dad1). The transcript has 3 exons. NCBI's taxonomy places the organism in Eukaryota, Metazoa, Chordata, Actinopteri, Centrarchiformes, Centrarchidae. Bases 97 to 438 code for a protein of 113 amino acids. Gene Ontology annotation, biological process: protein N-linked glycosylation. The record is from RefSeq and is a predicted model, not a curated record. Gene Ontology annotation, cellular component: membrane; oligosaccharyltransferase complex.
CGGUUAAUGAGGACACGUCACUCAUUCGAUUGAGGAAGAGGACCUGUGCAAAGCUCGUUUUUGAACCCGUUUUUGUACAAAUUAGACGGCAAAAUCAUGUCAAAUUCGGUCAUAUCAGUUAUUUCUCGGUUUCUAGAGGAGUACACCACCACGACGCCUAACAAGCUGAAAGUGGUGGAUGCAUAUUUGCUGUACAUUUUGUUGACAGGAGCGCUGCAAUUCCUCUACUGUCUGCUCGUCGGCACUUUCCCCUUCAAUAGCUUUCUGUCGGGCUUCAUCUCAUGUGUGGGCGCUUUCAUUCUCGCAGUGUGUCUUCGUAUCCAGAUCAACCCACAGAACAAAGGAGAGUUCCUGUCUAUCUCCCCAGAGAGAGCCUUUGCUGACUUUCUGUUCGCUCACACCGUCCUUCAUCUGGUUGUGAUGAACUUCAUUGGCUGAAAAGGACGUGCAUCUGACUCAGUGUCCCACUCUCACAAGAGAUCACGACAAGAGAAGUUAUCAAAACUGUCCUUUAAGACAUGAUGCUACAUCUGCUUUUGUGACACUGAUUUGGAGAGUCCCAUCCCACCAUCAACAAUGAAUUAGCUGCAUUUUGUCACAUAUGCAGUACAAUUUUCUUACCAAAAAUGGUUGAUUUCGUCAUUUUUUUUAUGUUAAAAUUUGUAAAGCAUUCCCUUUUUGCACCAAGAAGAAAUAAAAUAACUGAAAUGGUGA